This is a messenger RNA of Capra hircus (goat), 5305 nucleotides long. It is a transcript of the gene CC2D1B, whose product is annotated as coiled-coil and C2 domain containing 1B. Bases 167 to 2728 code for a protein of 853 amino acids. Gene Ontology annotation, biological process: regulation of transcription by RNA polymerase II. Gene Ontology annotation, molecular function: DNA-binding transcription repressor activity, RNA polymerase II-specific; RNA polymerase II cis-regulatory region sequence-specific DNA binding. Gene Ontology annotation, cellular component: nucleus. The record is from RefSeq and is a predicted model, not a curated record. NCBI's taxonomy places the organism in Eukaryota, Metazoa, Chordata, Mammalia, Artiodactyla, Bovidae. The transcript has 25 exons.
CGGCCGUGGAGUCACGUGUUAGAGCGCGAGGCGUCUCCCGCCGGGGCGCUUCCUGUCACGGCUGCCUCGGCGGCCCAGGGGCCGCGGGAGGCCUGGGCGGUACCGGGCGGGAGAAGGCCCGGGUCGGUUUCGGAUCCGCCGCGAGACAGGUAUCCAGGCUGCCAAGAUGCCAGGGCCAAGACCUCGGAAGGGCCCUCAGGCCAGUGGCCAGGGUGUGGCAGCUGCCAAGCAGCUCGGACUCUUUGUGGAGUUCAGCCCUGAAGACGUGCUGCUGGGGGUGGAGGAGGCUGAAGACGACGGGGACCUGGAGGCAGAGUUGCUGGCUCUCACUGGGGAAGCAGGGACCACGGGCAGGAAACCAGCACCCAAGGGGCAGGCCCCCCUGCCUAUGGCCCACAUCGAGAAGUUGGCAGCAGACUGCAUGCGGGAUGUGGAAGAAGAGGAAGAGGAGGAAGGGCUGGAGGAGGAUGCAGACUUGCUGACGGAGCUGCAAGAGGUCCUGGGUACAGAUGAGGAGGCUGGGGCCCUGGAUGGUGAUGAGACAGCCAGCCUGGGUGGCCCUGAGGAGAAGGAACAGGAAAAUGAACCUCCGGUGCAAGCAGCUCUCUUGACAGCUCCGGUCCCAGCAGCUCAGGCUGGAGGGCCCCGGGGGCUGCAGGCCCUGUUGGAGGAUCGGAUCCGCAACUACCAGGAGGCCGCGGCCAGUGCUCAGGAGGCAGGUGAAGCGGCCAAAGCCAGGCGCUGUGAGCGCGGCCUGAAGACACUGGAGUCCCAGCUGGCUGCUGUGAGGAAAGGCAAAAAGAUCAGUGAGGGUGAGAUCCCGCCUCCUGUGGCCUUGGGCAGAAGGCCUCCGGCCCCCCAGGAAACAAGCGACAGGAGCCCUGAAGCAGAAGCCCCAGCUGCCCCCUCCGUGGAGCCAGACAAUCCCUCCCAGCCUGAGACAAGCCUCUUGGGCAGCCCUGGUAUUUCUGCCCCACCCGACUCAGACCCAGACCCACGGGCCCUGCUGUUGGCCCGACAGAGAGAGUACAAAGUGGCUGCUCUGAAUGCCAAGCGGGCUGGAGACCUAGACCGUGCCCGAGAGCUCAUGAGGGUUGGGAAGAGAUUUGCUGCUGUCCUGGAGGCCCUGGAGAAGGGGCAGCCUGUGGACCUGAGUGCCAUGCCCCCAUCACCAGAGGACCUGAAGCCCCUUCCACAGGCUUCCCAAGUCCCAACAGCGCCCUCAGAUACACCCCCAGCAGUGGAGCGAAUGCACCCAGUGAUGGCCUCUGACAUCCCAGCAGCCCCCGUGGCCCCUGCUGAGCCACAGACAGUGCUGGAUGCCCUGCAGCAGAGGCUGAACAAGUACCGCGAGGCAGGCACCCAAGCUCGGGGCAGUGGGGAUGAGCGCAAGGCCCGGAUGCACGAGCGCAUUGCCAAGCAAUAUCAAGAUGCCAUUCGAGCCCACCGGGCAGGACGGAAAGUUGACUUUGCCGAGUUACCUGUUCCUCCAGGAUUCCCCCCUAUACCUGGCUUGGAGCCCACCGUGGCUACUGAGGAGGAUAUGAUGGCAGCUACUUUGGCAGCUGCCCGGAAACUGGCCUCCUCAGAGGAUACAGCCCCAGUAGAGGAAGAGGAGGAGGAUGACAAGGAUGAGCCCCCAGCCCAGGCCCCAGUGGCCAAGAAGCCAGCACAGCCUCUCGUCCCUUCAUCGCGGCCCCUGCCUGAGCCCAAGACCUCGAGUUCUAAGGAGGCGCUGAGUCCAUCUGCACGAGAGCAGCUGGCCCUGCUGGAGGCACGGAAACUGCAGUACCAGCGGGCAGCCCUGCAGGCCAAGCGUGGCCGGGACCUGGAGCAGGCCAAAGCCCAUCUGCGGGUGGCCAAAGCCCUCGAGGCUCAGAUCACCCAGGUGCGAGCUGGCCGCCCUGUGGACCUCUCCAAGGUACCUUCACCCUUAACGGAUGAGGAGGGUGACUUCAUCCUGAUCCACCAUGAGGACCUGCGACUCUCUCAGAAGGCUGAGGAGGUGUAUGCUCAGCUACAAAAAAUGCUUCUGGAGCAACAUGAGAAGUGUCUGCUGUUCUCCAAGCAGUUCAUGCACCAGGGCAACGUGGCUGAGACCACCCGGUUUGAGAAGCUUGCUCAAGACCGCAAGCAGCAGCUUGAGAUCCUGCAGCUGGCCCAGGCUCAAGGCCUGGACCCUCCCAGCCACCACUUUGAGCUGAAGACAUUCCAGACUGUGAGGAUCUUUGCAGAACUCAACAGCACAGAAAUGCAUCUGAUUGUUGUCCGGGGAAUGAACCUCCCAGCCCCUCCAGGAGUGACCCCUGACGACUUGGAUGCUUUUGUGCGGUUUGAGUUCCACUACCCUAAUUCGGACCAGGCUCAAAAAAACAAAACAGCUGUGGUGAAAAACACAAACUCUCCAGAAUUUGAUCAACUCUUCAAACUAAAUAUCAACCGAAACCACCGGGGCUUCAGGAGAGUGAUUCAAAACAAAGGAAUCAAGUUUGAAAUCUUCCACAAAGGAUCCUUCUUCAGAAGUGACAAGCUGGUUGGCACAGCCCAGCUGAAACUGGAGCGGCUGGAGAAUGAGUGUGAGAUCAGAGAGAUUGUGGAGGUCCUGGAUGGAAGGAAGCCCACUGGGGGCAAGCUGGAGGUGAAGGUGAGGCUGCGGGAGCCUCUGAGUGGCCAAGAUGUGCAGAUGGUCACCGAGAACUGGCUGGUCCUGGAGCCCAGGGGCCUGUGAGGACAUACUUUCUUCUGAAUACAAUAUGGAAGAAAUUUAUCUUAGAACCAGGAAGUCUUGCUCACAAUUAAAGGGUAAACUAGUUUGCAUUUUACUACUUUCCUUUCUCACAGUUCUAUUCUGAAACCUACAUUGUUUCUUCCCAGUUUUUGAGUGCUUGUUUUCCAAAUAUUUGUGGGCAGUUUUUAAACACUGUUUUACCCUUAAGGCAGCUGCUUUGAAGAUGAAACUGUGGGGCUGAGACUGGCAGAAGGCAGCACCAGGAAGCUUGCACCUGGUUCAGUUCCAUCACAGAUGGAUUCUUCCCUUCUCUUAGCCUCAGCCUCCCAAACUCUAGAAUGGACAUUCUCAUUCCUCUUAUGCUCCUUUUCCCUUCUGGCUACAUUACAGUCCUCCAAAUCCCAUUACCGUCAUUAUUAAAAUUAUUUCAGCAUUAUUAUUAAACAACUAUCACAGACUUUUUCUAGAAACAAGUGUUCAGCAGACUUAUUGUCUGAAGUGCAUUAAGUGCAUAAAUUAUUCCCAAAAUGACUAUAGUUAUGAUAGACGAAAAUUUGGUUGGAAAUUCUGGGCUCACCAGCAUUCAGGAACCAGUGUAGAUGACGGAAGACACUGGAUGGGAACUUACGCAGGGCAAAGUUCAGUUUAUCUAUAGCCCUAGAGACCAACUGUAAAGGAAAUGAACUUUGAAUAUUUACUGGAAGGACUGAUGCUGAACCUCCAAUACUUUGGCCACCUGAUGUGAAGAGCUGACAUUGGAAAAGACCCCGAUGCUGGGAAAGAUUGAGGGCAGGAGGAGAAGGUGGUGACAGAGCAGCAGAUAGUUAAACAGUGACUCAAUGGACAUGAAUUUGAGCAAAUUCCAGGAGAUACUGGAGGACAGGGGAGCUUGGCAUGCUGCAGUUCAUGGCCUUGCAGAGUCAGACACGACUGAGCGACUGACCAAGAGUCCAGUAGGUGCUCAGAUACAUGUUGAUUUAAAAAAACUGGAGAAACUACAUUGCCUAGCAUUUGGUGAGAAUUUGGUGAUUUUUUUUAAAUGUAGUAUUACCAGAAUGGCAGUUCUGUUCCUCAUUAUAGGAUCUCUAUAUCUCAGUCUGAGUUUACAUUAUAGAAGAAUCUGCCUUAUUUAGAAACAUGAUGUUUCCAGUUCUAUACAGCAUACAGUAUAUAAACACAAAAGUUAAGGAAAACAGUAAACUAGCCUUGGCUAUCUUAUGUCCAAUUCUACAAGAUGAUUUUGUUAAAUAUAAAGGACAUUUUAUGCAAUUGAGAAUGGACCCAGCUCUGCAAGGCCAGAGUCUGUUCUUAGAAUAUAAAGGUUUGCACUGACCUGGAAGAAAUGUGUACAACUGCAAGGUCUGUUUAGCUGAGAAGGAAGAAAGCUAACUCCUAUAGGACUGAACCAAGAGAGCCAGCUCCUGUGGAAGCUCCAGUUUAGACCAAGCUGGAUGUUGGACCCCAGGUUCCUACUACCCCUGUUAACAAGUGCACCCUGUGCCUGUCAGGUUUAAGGGUGACGGCCCAGGGCUCGGUCCUCACAAGCUGGUGUUCAGUGGGCACCCGUUCUUCCUUUGGAAGCUCCCAGGCUAUGGGAAAGGUUACAAUCCCAGCCCUCUGCAACCACCAUCAGUGAAGCCUAUGAAGAGGCAGAUGUAGAAUGUGGAUUUUAGGGAUAAACCUUGGGCUUCCCUGGUGGCUCAGCAGUAAAGAGUCCAAUGCAGGUUCAACUCCUGGAUCAGGAAGAUCCCCUGGAGGAGGGCAUGGCACUCCUCCAGUAUUCCUGCCUGGAGAAUCCCAUGGAUAGAGGAGUCUGGCGGGCUAUAGUCCAUUGGGUCACAAGAGUCGGACAGAACUGAGCGACUAAACAAAACAAGAGACACCUUUGGGCCUCAGAAAACAGCUACUAACCUAAAGGGAGUUCAUCAGCCUGUAACUGCCAAGUACUAGGCCUAGCUGCAGCCACUGGGGAGCAGCCUGUCACUGUCCCAGGCCUGCACUACCUUCCAGGGGAUUCUUGGAGCUGUGCUUUCACUGCAGAGGGCCCAGCCUCCCGCUUGGCCUGGGGUUUUAGAAGAUGCCAGUGACAAGGAAGUGAGCUGCCCUACAGCAGUGUUUUUCAAACUGUGGGUUGUGCAAUCUAUUUUGUCUGACUAAAAUUUUUAAUUAAGGAGAAAAUGAUCAGAAUGCAUCACAUAUGUCAUAGGUAAAACCAAAUCCUGGCUUCUAAUACCACUUCCACUAAAAAAAACCCCCCAGCUGAUUCCAAGGCUGGCACAGGGUAAGCACAAGAUGGCGCUGGGGCAUCUUGUUAGGCCAGAAAAGGAAGUGUUAAGAAACAGGAGCAUGUCACAAGGAUGUGGGAGCUCACCUAAAUAAUGAAUUAGAACCAUUCAAAGAGUAAUCCCAAGUCCAUAAUGAAAGUUAAUUAAAUGAAUAAAUAAGAAAGGGCUUUGGGAACUUUCUUGGCAGUCCAGGGGUUAAGACUCCAUCCUUCAAUGCAGGAGAUGUGAUUUCAGUCCCUGGUUGGGGAACUAAGAUUCCAGAUGCUGUGCAGUGCAGCACUCCCCCCGGCCA